Messenger RNA from Archocentrus centrarchus (flier cichlid), 1397 nucleotides. RefSeq lists its product as uncharacterized. Lineage: Eukaryota; Metazoa; Chordata; Actinopteri; Cichliformes; Cichlidae. The record is from RefSeq and is a predicted model, not a curated record. Gene Ontology annotation, biological process: DNA integration. Gene Ontology annotation, molecular function: nucleic acid binding. The coding region runs from base 28 to 1368 and encodes 446 amino acids. The transcript is spliced from 6 exons.
UUUAGAGGAAGUGAACGCUUAGCAGAGAUGUCUCAGGCAAUUGCAGAAGAAUUAAGGCACCUUGCUAGCUUAGCUGAAAGCAAUACUGUCACUGAUGACUAUUUAUUGUUUCGCGUGGAUAUUUUGAAUGAGAGGCUACUGCAUUUAGCUGCAGACACGGAUAGUGAAGCUGACCCAUUAGUUCUCCAGAUUCUGGAGGAGGUGGCGUGUCGCUUGCACAAGUCUGUGUACCACACAAGAACUGCUGGGAGACCUGGAUAUUUGCUGCCCGCUGAAGCCUUGGAAUCGUUUUUGCUUGUGGGUCUGUCAGUAAAGGAUAUUGCGGAACUUUUUGGGGUCAGUGAAAGAACAGUUCACCGGCGGAUGGCAGACUAUGGUGUUAGAGUAUCGGAUUUAUUCAGCAACAUCGGAGAUGAUGAGUUGGAUGGAGUUGUGCGAGACAUUCUAAGUUAUCAUCCCAAUACAGGAUACAAGAUGAUGUUGGGCUACUUGAAUGCUCGAGGAAGACGAGUGCAAGAAGCAAUGCGCCGUGUGGACCAGCAGGGAAUUUUGAUGCGCACAUUCCAGCUUCAAACUGUUCAGCGUAGAAGAUACUCUGUUCCAGCUCCAAACAGUUUGUGGCACAUAGAUGGAAACCAUAAACUUAUAAGAUGGCGAAUUGUUGUUCACGGGGGCAUUGAUGGCUUUAGCCGCCUCAUUGUUUACCUGACUGCUGCCACCAACAAUCGUGCCACAACAGUGCUUAACAGCUUUCUUGAAGCUGUGAAUACAUAUGGAGUGCCAUCACGUGUUCGUUCUGACAAAGGAGGAGAGAAUGUACAAGUGGCACACUUCAUGGUCUCAACCAGAGGCCCAAACAGAAACUCUCACCUAACUGGAAGAAGCACACAUAACCAGAGGAUUGAAAGGUUGUGGAGAGAUGUAUUUGGGGGAGUGUUGGAUCUGUUUUACACUACUUUCUGCUACCUGGAGACUGAGGGCCUACUUCACACAGACAAUGAGGUGCACUUGUAUGCAUUACACUGGGCCUUUCUACCUCAGCCCAACAGACAUCUGCAGUUUUUCAAGGACGGCUGGAACAACCACAAACUACGCACAGAAGGGAACCAAUCACCGCUACUGUUGUGGUCUCAAAACCAACGUGAAGGUCACGACCCCGCACAGGUUGACCUCCAAUAUGGUAUUGACUGGGAGAGUCCAUAUGGUCGCCAUCAUGAUGGGGUGACAGUGCCAGAGGUUGAGCUUCCACGGCCUUUGACUCAGGUGGAAUUUGAAACACUACCAGAUCCAACUGGCUUGUUUUCAAAUGUGAUUAAUGUUUAUCAACAGACAAUUGAUGUACUGACUGUAAUAUUUGGAAAUAUUUAGGUUACAGCUACCAAAGACAUUUGCUUGAU